This is a messenger RNA of Liolophura sinensis, 3016 nucleotides long. RefSeq lists its product as uncharacterized. The coding region runs from base 119 to 3016 and encodes 965 amino acids. Lineage: Eukaryota; Metazoa; Mollusca; Polyplacophora; Chitonida; Chitonidae. The transcript is spliced from 12 exons. The record is from RefSeq and is a predicted model, not a curated record.
GACUGAUGUUGGCAACAGGAGACCUUACAGAAUUAACCAAUGGAAAACAAGAGAGGCAAGGGUCAAAGUUCAGAAACCAGAGGUGGAAUCCAAGAGGUUAAGGCCACAACCAGCUGACAUGAAACCACCCAAAAGCAGUGUUAAAAAAAAUAUACCUGGGUCAACAAAGUCCAUGGAGGGGUCAGCGGAAGGUCACAGCCGACAACCUUCUCUGAAAGAUCUGUGUGUGGAAGACAAGCAGAGAGUUGCUAACCUCAUCAAGGAACUGGCUAAGUUAGUACAGAGCAAGAAAAAGGCUGUGGAACAGAUGCACCUGGAAAGAAUCAACUUUGAAAAAGAGAUUCUGAAGCUGUUGGAACAACAGGAAUCUGUUCUCAAUGAAAGACAAACCAUCCAGGCACAGCUACUGCUGUGUCAGCAAGCCCUCACUGUCUACCAACAGAAGUUGACGGAGCAGGAACAGCAGGCUGGUGAUAAGAAGAAAAAGGAGAGAAAAGGUUUCAGCUCAAAACACAGGAGUGUGAAGGGAAGCUGUGACAGGGACCAGUCGCCAUACUCUGAAGUCACGGAGGAGGAGAGCGACCAGGAUAUCUGUGGGCAGACAACUCAGAGAAGGCGAGCAAAAACUAGAAGUAUUGAUGAAAUUCCUAGACAGAAGCCAAAUGUUGAAAGUGAUGAAGAGGAGUUCAAGUUUAAAGGUUCAUCUAGGAGGUCAAAGGUCAAUACCCCAACAUGUCAAGAUGAAGUGGAAUCUCAUAAAGAUGAAUUACAAAGGCUUGAAACCGAAAAGUUGGCCAAUGUUCAAGAUCGACUGUCAAAUAACUUUAGACAACUGGAUUUAAUGGAACAAAUGACAAAGGAAAAGGAUGGUUUUCGAACACCACCUCUCAGCAAAGCGAGUAGCAAAAGGCAUAAAAGUCACGGACCUUUACCAGAACCGGUUAUGUCAAGUACGCAGAAAAGUUCAGAAAUUAUUGGUGAAAUGUCCUUUAAAUCUCCAUCAAGUGCUGAUAAUUAUUUUCCACUCCAAACUGACAGUAGUUUUAUGACAAGAGACAAUUUGGCAAAUUCAUUUCGGGGCAGACAUCCGUCAAGUGGAGAAGUUCAUGCCAGUAAAACACGCCAGGUUCACAGAGUGGAUUUUGCUCCAGAGGAUCAGUACGACAACGACAGUGGACCAUUUCAUUCUCCGAACGUCGUCCGGAGAAAUUCCGACAAGUUUGCAGACCCCGAUUUUGUGGAGUACUACAGGAAAUUGAGCUCAAAACAGAGAAAAAAGGAGCUUAUGUCACAGCGCAAUGCAUUGCUAGGGGAACAGAAGAGAUUGCGCCAAAUCCUCCAAGAACAGGAAGAAAUGUUGAAGGUGAAACGUGACCAGCUUCACCAACAGCAGAUAGUACAAGCAAAACGAUUGGCCCAUUUUGAACAGAACGGUGUGUUCCCAUUGGCUGAUGAUGAAAGGCUACAGUCAAGGCAUCCUAAAGUGCAAUUAGAGGAGGCUAACCGGCCUAAUGGAGAGGAUAUGAUGGAAGUUCAGAGACCAGUGAAGAUGUAUGAACUGUUAGCAGACAGACAUCGUAUUGACAACAAGGCGCUUGCAGAUGAAGAUAAUUUCAGUUGUGAUGACUCAAAGGCAGAUCAGGGUCUGAAUUCUGAUUACAGAGUGAGAUUUCAAACUGUUGGGGAAAUAAAGGGAGGUAACCUGUCCAGGAAAAGUUCCCAUUUACCAACGGAGGUACAGUCAGCCAAAGCCGUAGACCCACCUAAAUCCAGUCAUUCUCCUCACAGGGGACAUCUAGUCUCCACAGCAACCUCUCCCAUGAACGUGGAAUCUGAUAGGAGAGACACCAUGUCUACCUCAGCUACAGAGACAAACGCCAUGUCUCCAAGACAACCGGUGGGGUCGCCGAAGGGUGCCAAUGCAGCAGCAAGUUACAGUCAUUUGAACACCUCAGUUGACAGAGACAUCCUCUCUAGUCCUGGUGGCUCACCGUCCAAACAGGGUAACCUCCCCUUGAUGAGCAAUCGUCAGAAGACCAGCCUGAAAGCCAGCCUGAAUACCAGUGGUGACAAAAAAGGAUUGUCUGUGCUGGAAAUCUUAGAGAAGCUGGAAUCUGAGGCCAACACUUCACUGGCCUCAAACAGUUCUGCACAUCGCAACAGCAGCUUGAAUUCCAAGGGAGACAACUAUGUAUUGAAAAACAGCAGCUACAUGAUGACACGCAGAGAGGUCUCUGACGACGAUGAAAGUCUUGCUGAACUUGAAGAAAGCAAAGUGCUGGAAGAUGUUUUUUUCCUGAAUGGUGACAGAAAAGGAUUGUCUGUGCUGGAAAUGUUGGAGAAGCUGGAAUCAGAGGCCAACACUUCACUGGCCUCAAACAGUUCUGCACAUCGCAACAGCAGCUUGAAUUCCAAGGGAGACAACUAUGUAUUGAAAAACAGCAGCUACAUGAUGACACGCAGAGAGGUCUCUGACGACGAUGAAAGUCUUGCUGAACUUGAAGAAAGCAAAGUGCUGGAAGAUGUGUUUUUCCUGAAUGGUGACAGAAAAGGAUUGUCUGUGCUGGAAAUCUUGGAGAAGCUGGAAUCAGAGGCCAACACUUCACUGGCCUCAAACAGUUCUGCACAUCGCAACAACAGCUUGAAUUCCAAGGGAGACAACUAUGUAUUGAAAAACAGCAGCUACAUGAUGACACGCAGAGAGGUCUCUGACGACGAUGAAAGUCUUGCUGAACUUGAAGAAAGCAAAGUGCUGGAAGAUGUUUUUUUCCUGAAUGGUGACAGAAAAGGAUUGUCUGUGCUGGAAAUCUUGGAGAAGCUGGAAUCAGAGGCCAACACUUCACUGGCCUCAAACAGUUCUGCACAUCGCAACAACAGCUUGAAUUCCAAGGGAGACAACUAUGUAUUGAAAAACAGCAGCUACAUGAUGACACGCAGAGAGGUCUCUGACGACGAUGAAAGUCUUGCUGAACUUGAAGAAAGCAAAGUGCUGGAAGAUGUUUUUUUCCUGAAGUGA